UCUUCAUACUCUCCACACCGACAUCCAUGGCCUUGACACGACUCGGUCACAGACUGAGAGCGCCGGUUGUCUCCUUUAGACGCACAGCCACUCCUCGUCGGGGAGCUCAUGAUCUCAUCGUCGAGCAUUCUCCCUCCUCUCAUACCCCUCGACCGAUAAUCAAACGCGGACCUCCCACCGGCGGUCGAUCUUCAGUCUCUGGCAACGUAGUCACUGUCUUUGGCUGUACCGGUUUUCUCGGUCGAUACACUGUAGCAAAAAUCGCAAAACAAGGUGCACAAGUCAUCGUACCUUAUCGUGACGAAGAUGAGAAACGUCAUUUGCGUGUCAUGGGGGAUUUAGGACAGAUCGUUCCGAUGGAAUGGGAUGCCAGGAACCCUGAUCAGAUAUAUGAAUGUGUCAAGCAUUCAGAUACGGUAUACAACCUUGCCGGGAGGGAUUGGGAGACAAAAAAUUUCACUUUCGAGGAUAUUAACGUCAAGGCUGCUGGCUUGAUUGCUCGAGUGGCGGCACAGGCCAACGUCCCUCGACUGAUACACGUCUCGCAUCUCAAUGCAUCACCCAGCUCAACCUCGGAAUUUUAUCGUACAAAGUACGCUGGAGAGCGGGCGGUGCGGGAGGCUUUCCCAGAAGCUACUAUUGUUCGUCCAGCAGGCAUGUAUGGUGCGGAAGAUUGGUUAUUGAACGCUAUUGCGCAAUAUCCUAUCCUUUUCAAAUUCAAUCAGGGUCGUACCAAAAUCCUCCCCGUUCACGUUCUUGACGUCGCAUCAGCACUCAGCGUCAUGCUCACCGCACCCGUCACAUCUGUCGCCUCAACCUUCGCCCUUCCUGGCCCCGCGAUGCACACGUUCAACUCUCUGUUCGCACUCACAAGCGCUAUGACCAUGAGACCCGUUUCCGGCGUUCCCGAGGUACCAAAAGCGGUUGCAAAGCUCGUAUCCUCCAUCAUUCACCGAGCCAUCUGGUGGCCUGUGAUCAGUCCUGAUGAAAUUGAACGUAAAUUCAUCGACGAUAUGGGUACGGAACUGUUUGCCAGUCCGGGCGAGGAGAAACCUAGUGGUUGGGCCACAUCUCGAAGUGAUGGAGCGGUAGGCAUCGAUGGAGAACCUGUCAAGGGUUGGGCAGAUCUGGACAUCUCACCGGAUUAUAUUGAGGAGCACGCAAUCAAGUAUCUCCGACGAUAUAGAAGCGCAUCCAACUACGACCGUCCUGUCGAAUUGGGCAAUCUGAAACCUCCGAAGGCAUACCAUGUCGUCCCAUAACACCGACAUGCAUCGCAUACAUCUGACUCGCAA
Tremella mesenterica DSM 1558 is the source of this 1295-nucleotide messenger RNA. RefSeq lists its product as uncharacterized. Gene Ontology annotation, cellular component: mitochondrion. The coding region runs from base 27 to 1262 and encodes 411 amino acids. The transcript has 8 exons. Gene Ontology annotation, molecular function: protein-containing complex binding. NCBI's taxonomy places the organism in Eukaryota, Fungi, Basidiomycota, Tremellomycetes, Tremellales, Tremellaceae. The record is from RefSeq and is a predicted model, not a curated record.